Dissoconium aciculare CBS 342.82 is the source of this 1513-nucleotide messenger RNA. RefSeq lists its product as uncharacterized. The transcript is spliced from 2 exons. The record is from RefSeq and is a predicted model, not a curated record. Bases 167 to 1435 code for a protein of 422 amino acids. Lineage: Eukaryota; Fungi; Ascomycota; Dothideomycetes; Mycosphaerellales; Dissoconiaceae.
CGAAAUUUGUUUGUUUCUUUUCAUCGACGUCAUCCUGACACGCCGCCCUUGAGGAACUCGAAACCCCUCCAAAUCAUGCUCGAGAACAACAGAUCUGCCGAUUGUCUUCCUCCUUGAGCGGGCCAACACGUCGUUCUCCAUCAACCAUUUCAAGCCUAUCUCAACAAUGGAUUCGUUCUUGACUGGAUUGCGCGAAAGCGUUCUUUCCACGCGUUCCAUGUCGUACGCCAGUAAUGCAGAAAGUGUCACCUCCCACGACGACCAACGCUAUCCGCAACAUCAUUUGCCUCCUCCAAGUAGACAUGGCUCCGUCCCGACUUUACGCGCUCCGCGGUCGCGUAGCCGCCGAAGCAGUCUCUCUGACUACUCUGAUGAUCAGGAUCUGGAGAUGAGUGGGGCACAAGGAGAAGGACCUCAUGGGUUGAGUCAGAUUCAGGAACUGCCUGAUAGUGUCGCAGACUCUUUGCUAUUUGAAUUGCCAAGAGAGGUCCGGGAUCUGAUCUACACAUACUGUUUGUCAUCAGGGGAAGGACAUCCCAUAGAUUGGCCAACGGCACAGAACACUGCGGGAUUACAACCACAAUUGCUGCGAACUUGCAAGAUUGUUCAUGACGAAGCGGCGCCCGUCUUGUACUCGUCAAACACGUUGUCCUUUCUUCAAUCCUCAGAUGCGAAUAUGUUCGCUCGCGCCAUGGCAUCUCCGGUCUACGCUCGAUGUGUCACCAGCAUUCGACUUCUGAUAAAAUCAUCAGAUACCCGUUAUUGGAUGCCGUACCUCACAUCGAAGAACGCCGAGCGCAGCCUCGCUGCAGAUUUCCCCAAACUCAAAAAUAUCCUGAUCCGGUUCAAGAGUGCGAAAUGGCAACAUAACCACCCACCCGAGACUCACAUCUCCGAGCUACCUCAUAGCGAUCUCCGCUGGACAGAGGUCAUAGUCGGCCUUCGAGGUGUUUACAUUCCAGCUCCGAGCGACUUCGUCACCGACGAGGAAUUCCACGAACACAUCCGCCGCCGCCCGAACGACUUCCUCGAACUGGGCGACGAACUCGCUUUGCGUAAGCACGCUAUGGGAUUGUACAAAUUAGCUGAAUUGAGGAUGGCUGGUGCAUUGCCAGGACCGAACAUCCGCGCAAUCUGCACCUUCCGCGUGGGCUCAACACAGUUCGGCGCAUUGGUAGGUCCUUAUCGGGGAGUGCCAUCCGUCGCCGAGAAGCUCUCCCGGAGAGUGAUUCAGCGGGACAACGAGCCGUUUGUGGGAUUCCGCAAGGAGGAUUUUGAGGGCCGAGCGGAGAUCCUGACCAGGCAGACGGAUCCGGAGUGGGUGUCAUCGGGUCUGGCGCUUUUCGCUCGGACGGGUCAUGCCAACCUGGAGGGCAUCUCCGUCGCUCUGGAGGUAUAUACUCUUGACAGUCGAAAAGAGAAUAUGGGGGUUUGAAGACCGGUCAUUGUUGGGUCGGUCGGGAGUGAAUAGAGAUCAUGGUCGCGAACAAGACAGGGCUCACGACGUUCCUUG